GAGGGGAGACAUGACGGACCCCGAGGUUGUGACGGAAGUCCCGGCCGUGCUGAAGCGCCUGGCUAAGUACGUGGUGCGCGGCUUCUACGGGCUGGAGCACGCGCUGACGCUGGACAUCCUGAUCCGGAACCCCUGCGUGAAGGAGGACGACAUGCUGGAGCUCCUGAAGUUCGACCGCAAGCAGCUGCGCUCCGUCAUCAACACCCUAAAGGGGGACAAGUUCAUCAAAUGCCGGAUGCGGGUGGAGACCGCCCUGGACGGCAAGACCACGCGGCACAACUACUACUUCAUCAACUACCGCCUGCUGGUCAACGUGGUGAAGUACAAGCUGGACCACAUGAGGCGCAGGAUCGAGACCGACGAGAGGGACUCCACCAACCGGGCGUCCUUCAGGUGUCCCAACUGCUGCAGCACCUUCACCGACCUGGAGGCCAAUCAGCUCUUUGACUCCAUGACAGGGACGUUCCGUUGUACCUUCUGUCAGACCGAGGUGGAAGAAGACGAGUCCGCUAUGCCGAAGAAAGACGCCCGGACUUUAGUUGCCCGGUUUAAUGAACAGAUCAAGCCUUUGUAUGACCUGCUGCGGGAGACGGAAGACAUAAACCUGGCACAUGAGAUCCUGGAGCCGGAACCUACCGAGAUCCCGUCUCUCAGGCAGAGCAAAGAGCGUGCAGCGGCCGCAUUAGCCGCGGCCUCCGGCCCCCACAGGGAGACCUGGUCCAAGGGCCCCUCGUACGAGGACCUUUACACGCAAGAUGUGGUCAUCAGCUUGGAGGAGCAGGAGAACCCGCAGAGGUUGGCGGCCGAGGGCAAACCAGCCAAAGAGAGGCCCAUCUGGCUGAGGGAGAGCACGGUACAGGGAGGAGCCUACGCCGAAACCGCCAACAUCCAAGAUGACCUGAACCCGGAGGGUUUCCACGACCACGAGGAAGGCCGCCCAGUGACAGACGACAACGAAGAGGUCAUGCAGGCGCUGCUGAAACACGAGAAGAAGACUGCGGCGGCCGUCGCCGGUGUUUCAGCGGCUCCAGCAUCCAGCGCGAUCGCCGGCAGCGACUCCGACAGCGACACCAGCGAGUCCGACCAAGACAGCCCGGCUCCCCGCCGCCCCGCAGCUUCCCAUCGCUUCGAAUUGGACGACGACGACGAUGACGAGUUCGAAGAAGUGCAGACGGACCCGAGGGUCACCGUUGGGGGGCGGAGCUACCUUUACAGCGAGGUGAGUCAGCGGCCCGAACUGGUGACGCAGAUGACGCCUCAGGAGAAGGAAGCGUACAUCGAGAUGGGACAGAAAAUGUUUGAGGACAUGUACGAGUGAGU
Messenger RNA from Nanorana parkeri, 1320 nucleotides. RefSeq names its product general transcription factor IIE subunit 1 (gene GTF2E1). The transcript has 5 exons. NCBI's taxonomy places the organism in Eukaryota, Metazoa, Chordata, Amphibia, Anura, Dicroglossidae. Gene Ontology annotation, cellular component: transcription factor TFIIE complex. The record is from RefSeq and is a predicted model, not a curated record. The coding region runs from base 11 to 1318 and encodes 435 amino acids. Gene Ontology annotation, biological process: transcription open complex formation at RNA polymerase II promoter; transcription initiation at RNA polymerase II promoter.